Colletotrichum karsti is the source of this 1641-nucleotide messenger RNA. RefSeq lists its product as uncharacterized. Lineage: Eukaryota; Fungi; Ascomycota; Sordariomycetes; Glomerellales; Glomerellaceae. The coding region runs from base 1 to 1641 and encodes 546 amino acids. The transcript has 4 exons. The record is from RefSeq and is a predicted model, not a curated record.
AUGCGGUUCUUCACAUCAAGCGUGUUGGCGGCCAGUCUGCUGGCAUUGUCAUGGCCCAGACAAGUCUCCUCCGCAGCGGCGCUAUCUCCAUUCACGCAGGACUUGUUCGAUGAGUCUAUGGAUUUCUUGGACAAGAUUUACGAUCCAGCAGCAGGCUACCUCUAUUUCUUCUACUAUCCCUUGGCGGCUGGAAAACAUGAGACUCGCUCAUCGGUUUGGUAUGCAACUGGUUUGUUACAACGCAACGAGGGUGACGAUGUGAAGGAGGCUGUGAAGAUCAUCAAGAACGUCAUCGGAGACCAAAAGAAGAUUCCGGGAGAGCAGUGGUUCGGAGACUACACUGUCUAUCCUGAAGAGCCCACCGUUGGCACCGCGGCGUAUCCUAAGAACAUCUUCAACUCAUGGGACCCGAACUGGCGAGGCUUCAUCGGCACCAACCUCAUCGUCAUCUACGAGGAAUUCAAAGACCUUCUCCCAACAGACGUCCAGGACCUGAUCCUCGAGAGCAUGUACAACAACACCAUCGGCGACAGCUACCGCGUGGGCGGCGUCGACGACGACGUCCUCUACCCAGCCUACAGCAACCCAGCCCUCAUGCGCGCCGUCGCGACCGGCUGGACAGGCCGCAUGCUCAACGAGUCCAACAUGACAGCAGCCGGCGAGCUCUACGCCCAGGAAAUCCUCGACCUCUUCGACCUCAACUCCACCCUCUCCGAGUUCAACAGCCCGACCUACGCCGGCGUGAGCCUCUACGCCCUCACGCUGUGGGCCAAGUACAUGCCGCCGGACUCUUCCGUGAUGGGCCGGCACGGGGCCCGGAUGAUCAAGGCCGUCUGGGACACGAUCGGCGACGUGUACAACGCCAACCUCCGCAACGUCGCGGGGCCCUGGGACAGGACCUACGGCUUCGACAUGAACCAGUACGUCGCCAUCCUCAAUAUCUACAUCUGGUCCCUCGUCGGCAAGGAGAAGGCCCCCGGGAUCGCCCAGACCUGGAGCAUGGCGCACGCCGACGACUUCGAGUACGCGCCGCUCAUCGCCGUCCUCGCGCCCUUCCACGACGCGCUCGUGUCCGAGGAGGUCUUGGCGAAGUUGACGACGUUUCCCGGUGAACAUAUGUACGAGACGGCGGCUUUCUCGCCGCCGCAUGAUGCCGCGCCGAGGAACGUUACAGUGUGGCUUUCAGCCAACUUGACCAUCGGGGCGGAGUCGUACGACGAGGAUACUCUGGGUGGUCCGCGACAGGAUUCUCUUCAGUGGUCCCCCGCCGUGGUGCAGUGGGCUAGAAGUGAUGGGAGCGUUGGGUACAUCGUACAGCACGGCACCGAGGAGGCCAUGGACGUCGAUGUAAGUCCCGGGCGCCUCGGCUUAUCGUACCCUCGCGGGAAUUCGAGCAGCGUCUUCACGUUCAUUGUGAGCUCUAAUCCCAUCGGGGGAAAGAGGGAUAUCUCUGGCGUGGCAGACAUCGAGGGCCUCAAUAUUACUGUUGGCGGCUCCGUCGAUUUGGAGCCCGAAGUCAGCUUCUGCGGCCUCGUCGGCGGAACUUGUUCAGUUAUUCACGGUUUCGAAUUCUGGAACAUCACCUACGUGAUGCCUUCGAAUACCACCGCAAGCCCAAGCAUAACCUUCGAGAUUGAGUAA